Messenger RNA from Caenorhabditis remanei, 2064 nucleotides. RefSeq lists its product as uncharacterized. The transcript is spliced from 10 exons. Gene Ontology annotation, cellular component: nucleus; cytoplasm. Gene Ontology annotation, biological process: regulation of DNA-templated transcription. The record is from RefSeq and is a predicted model, not a curated record. The coding region runs from base 1 to 2064 and encodes 687 amino acids. Gene Ontology annotation, molecular function: amyloid-beta binding; transcription factor binding. NCBI's taxonomy places the organism in Eukaryota, Metazoa, Nematoda, Chromadorea, Rhabditida, Rhabditidae.
AUGAGGGAAGGAACUCCAAGAGUCAGAAUUGAAGUGAAUAAGAGACCAACUCAUUUCGUCUCCGAGUCAGAAGAACAGAGAUUGCAACGAGUUCACAGUAGAGAUUCGGAUACUGCUACAAUGAAUUUUGUUACGGAUGAUAGAAUGCAGGAAGAGCACGAGGAGUACAGCGCAUUCAAAGAGGCGUACGAAGAGGAAGAGAGUCGCGAAUACGUUAUUGAAAACGGAGUGAAACGACUUGUCAAUCAACACUACGAUUCUCGUGGAUACUCUUCAGCUGGACGAGGCCAGAAGGGACGCCGGGAGGAGGAGCGGAGACGGAACAUGGCUGUUGACUAUUCAUCCCAAGACUUCCGUCAAUCAUUGGCAGCAAUCGACCAGGCGAGCCGUGAUGGAGCCAUUUCUCGUGGUGAAGAUGGAGUUAGAGUUCGACAAAUUGGAGACACAACUAUCAUGACAGAGCAUCGAGAUCCUUAUUCUUUUUAUUGGCAAUUGGAUCAACAAAGAAGAGAAGCUGAGUCUCCGCCGAGAAGAGCUCCACCAACGGAUUAUGUGAUUGACGAAGAGGAAGAAGUACUAGAUACUGUAUUAUCUCCAGAAACGGAUGAUAGUGGAGUUAUGUUCGAAAAUCAAUAUAGAAGGCCCGUCAGACAUCCGUUGCCUCCACCACCUCCAAUCAUGGAAGAAGAACCAAAAGAUCUGCCUCCGGGAUGGGAAAAACAUCAAGAUCCACAAGGAUAUUCAUAUUAUUGGCAUGUGGAUAGUGGAACCAUUCAAAGACAACCACCUCCUCCAGUGCGUGAUGUGACACCUGCUCGAAGUCCUUCCCCACCUCCUCCACCGGCCGUGUAUUCUGUUACAACAGCUAGUCGGGAAACUCAAGCUGAUGCUCCUCCACCUCAAAUCAUUCAAUUGCCUCCACAACAACCUGUUAUUGAAGAGCACGCAUUCAAGCAGACAACCACAAAACGAAGAAUUGAACAAGAUGAAAUGAGUGAAGGAUAUGCAGAGGAAAAUCAAAUUGAAAAUGGAGAUUCAUACCAUAAACCAGUGAGAUUCGCUGUUCGAUCAAUGGGAUGGAUUGAGAUUUCUGAGGAUGAAUUGACGGCUGAAAAGUCAUCGAGAGCAGUCAAUCGUUGCAUUGUUGAAUUGACGAAUAGAACUGAUAUCGACAACAUCCCAAAAUGGGGAGAUGGUCGUGAACUUAUAAUGGAACUUGACGAUAAUGAAUUGGCACUUAUUGAUCCAGAUUCAAUGAAUGUUAUCCAUGCCGAACGAAUUCAAUCAAUUAGAGUUUGGGGAGUUGGAAGAGAUAACGGAAGAGAUUUUGCAUAUGUUUCCCGUGAUCGUGGGACUCGUCGAUUCAUGUGUCACGUCUUCCGAUGCGAUACUUCUGCCAAGACAAUUGCCAACACACUUCGAGAUAUAUGUAAACGACUCAUGCUUCAUAGAAGACCAUCUAGUCUUCAUGCUAUUGAAUCUGGAGAAAAGAGAAUUGUCCGAAGUGAGGGAUUAUCUGCACCAAUUGAUGAGCCAAGGAAAGUUCUCCGAUGCCAUUUCCUAGGUGUCACUCAAGUUCCAAAAGCUACUGGAAUUGAGAUUCUGAAUGAAGCAGUCGAUAGAUUAGUGUCACAAGUUCGUCCAGAAAGAUGGAUAUUCGCGGAUGUCUCCAUUGCUCCAUCCACAAUUGCAAUUGUUGAAGUCAACGGAGGACAAAUUGCAGAGUGUAGAGUCAGAUAUUUGUCUUUCCUUGGAAUUGGAAAAGAUGUCAAACAUUGUGCAUUCAUAAUGCAAACCUCGAACGAAAGCUUCAUGUGCUAUGUAUUCCACGUGGAACCAAGUGCUGCCACGAUGGCAAAAAUGAUUGAGGCAGCAUGUAAACUUCGAUAUCAGAAAGUUCUUGAUGCUCAUUCAUCAUCUCGUCAUCACUCAGGCAUGUCUAAUCACGGACCUCUACCACCUCCAUCAUCCUACCACGGCAAGGGAUGGACUGAAACUUUUCGUGACGCCUUUGGGUCAGUAACAUCUCGAAUGGUACCUUCCAGAUCCACUCAAAGAUUGUAA